This is a messenger RNA of Guyanagaster necrorhizus, 1587 nucleotides long. RefSeq lists its product as uncharacterized. The transcript has 3 exons. The coding region runs from base 1 to 1587 and encodes 528 amino acids. Gene Ontology annotation, cellular component: membrane. NCBI's taxonomy places the organism in Eukaryota, Fungi, Basidiomycota, Agaricomycetes, Agaricales, Physalacriaceae. The record is from RefSeq and is a predicted model, not a curated record. Gene Ontology annotation, molecular function: GTPase activity; GTP binding.
AUGACUGCGGGGCGCCUUUGUUGCCUGUGGCCGGCCUUCGAAUCUCUGGGCGCCUCCCCAGAACUUCUCACACCUUCACAAGCGGGUAACAAGUGGAGACCAGUCAAUACACCCAGCACUUCCACAGCGUACAAAUCACCACAAUCAUCGGGUUUCCGUUCCAAGGCCCGUCCUCUGGUCUUUUCGACUCUAACUCUCAUCUCUGUGGUCGUCGCAUUUGUCUUAGGUCUUCCUCAGAGUCACUUUUUACAACUUUACACAAAGCCCUCAGGUUCAUUAAGAAUGGGUGCUGCUGGCUCAGUCAUUCCUGCAGUUGUUGCAGCAGCAGGAGCCAUCCCCGGUAUCCUUGGCGCAGUGCGGGGCAGCAAAGUCAAGGAAAACCCGACGAUGGCCACCAUCGAGGGGCAGCUCAAAAAUGCGGAGGCAGAGAAACUCAAGGCCCAGAAGCAGGCGGAGCAGUUCGAACGAGAGGUGCAGGCGCAAAAGGAAAGGAUCAAAAACCUGCAGGAUGCAACAGACAGAACGAGUCAACUUGUCGAACAGCUGGAAAGGGAAAGGCAAGCGCAGGCCGAGAGAAGCAGGGUCCAGCAGGAGGAGGUCGAAAGAGCGACUCAGACGGCAGCGCAAUUGCAGAGGGAGAAGCAAGAGCAAGCCGAAAUUGCCCAACGAGAACGGGAGGCAGCUCAGAGGGCUGCUCAGGCUGCUAAGGAGUUGCAAGAGCAGGUGCGCAAGAAGGAAGAAGAGAUGAAGAAGGUUUUGGAGGUCCAGAAGGAGAUGGAGGCGAAGUGGAAGAAGGGGAUCCAUCCGGUUGAGUGGCCUUCUCGCGAGCAGUACGAGGCGAACAAACAACGUUUUUACAAGGAGGGAAAGUUCCAUCUCGCCAUCGCUGGAAUUUCGGGGACGGGAAAAUCGUCUCUUAUCAAUGCCUUUCGAGGCAUUUGGGACGAUGAGCAAGGCACCGCUGCGACGGAUAUCGUUGAAAGCACGUCGGUGGUUACUCCUUACCCUGAUCCGAAUCCUGCCAACCCUUUCAUUUGGUUCGAUGUCCCAGGUUCGGGAACACUCGCGUGCUCAGACUGGACCUACUUUAAUGACCAAGGACUCUAUAUCUUCGACGCCAUCAUCGUCUUAUUUAAUGACCGCUUCACCGCCACCGACAUCGCCAUCUUGAAGAACUGCGAGCGAUACAAAAUCCCGACCUACAUCGUUCGUUCUAAAUCUGAUAUUCACAUUGAGAAUCUCAUCAAGAAGAAAAGGCGGGGAGCUGGCGCGAAGAAUGACCCUGCCAAGAUUCUUGACGAGGCUCGCAAGGAGUACCUCUCUAAGACGCAGGAGAGUGUUAGGUUGAAUCUGAUGAAGAACGAUCCUCCGAUACGCUCGCAGAAGAUGUAUGCUGUCUCACGAGAUACGCUGACUAUGGUUGUUCGGGAGGAGCUGGUUGAGGAUAGUCUUGUGCUGAACGAGGUCGAGCUGCUGAGGGAUAUCCUUCAGGAUGCGUAUUCGCGACGAUCGGAGAAGUCGUACAGUUCCAUGGCGGAUCUCAUGAAAAAAGCCGGCAUGGAUAUCCUCCGUUUCUUUACCAACUAA